GGCUGGCUAUUACCCCUGGGCCUCUCACCACGCCCAUGUGCAGCGCACUCUGUCCGAAGGAGUGAGUGGCAGCGCUGGAAACAGCGAUGUCAAUUUCAGCUUGUUCCAGUAUUCAUUCGAUGAAAGGUGUGGCCGGGUGGAGAGCGAACCGGCUCGGGCCAGUCCAGAGCAGUACAGAGUGAAAACCAACCAGGACAGUUUCCAAAGUGCCGGUCCUGGGUGCACAGGACAGGUGCAAAGGCGACUGAGAAGUAUCGGUCUCCGAGGAGACUGUACAUCCGAAUCGGCGUUGGGCUGGGGGUUGACUAUGAGUUCUGGGUUAAACCUUUCUGGCCCGAGUUCGGUCACCGAUCUGAACCGGAGUGUGGACUCCAUGUCUGUGCGGUGUGCCAGUGACUGCGAGUCUCUGAGCAGCCUCAAGGGACCACAGGAGGUGGAAUGGCGGGACAGUGCUCGCACGCCUAUGAAUGCAGUUAACUAUGCCGGCAGUGGGUACCCACACCAGGCGCACGAGCCGGCUUAUUAUGCCGGGUUGCCUGCACCCGGUGACCAGAACCGCAACGGCGUAGGAGCGCGUAGUACGAAGCACAGCUAUUCGGAAACUCCCAUAUCUCGCAUUAAAGAUGGACAUGUGACGUGGGGUGAUCUGAGGGGUCAGCUGGCCCUUGCCGACGAUGGCGCUAUGCUGGCGGGCGAUCGGAGCUGCGACUGCCAGGGCUGUGGCGUGCGCCGUCAUGAGCCAGAAAGUGUCAUGCGCCGUCAUGAGCCAGAAAGUGUCAUGCGCAAGCGCUGGAGCCAAGAGAAGCCGGUGGGUGGGGAGAUGGGAUAUGAGCAGACGAAGCCUGCAGCGUACGUCUCCGACGCGUCCAUGCGUAAGUCUGGGCGUUGCAAACCUCCAGGUUCGCUCUACGACGAUACUUUGGAACGGAAGAGAGACAGGCAAGGCCCUGGCCGAUGUCUAGGAGGGGCAGUGGCGGAGGUUAGAGAUUACGCGAUGCACCGUGGUAAGAGUAGCACGCCCCGGCCCACAGAACCCUCGUUGCGCCUGUUCUCAGAAUGGGGUGGGUUGGGUGCAGGAGAUGCAGAGACCGGGCUGAGCGUGAAUACUCCCGUCGCAAACGGUACGGGUCAGGGUGCGUGUGUGGGAGGGAUGGAAGCUACCACGGCGCCAUUUACGAGCGCCUGUGACUAUGAGAGUGGGGGGUAUCCCCAGCCGUCGGAUUGCCUCAACAGACGUCCAGAUUCUGUGCCCAGCCAGACAGAUACAGGACCGGCCCUGGCCCGUAUGACCCAGGGCUCUGGGUGCAGUCAGACGGGUGGUAGAGUAGCCCCCUUCUACCACCCGGUACGUACCCCGGGAUACGGGGACAUGUACACUCCAACGAGUCACACUCAGAUCCCUUCUUUGUGGGUCCCGUUGGCUACACACCCACCCGACUCGGGCUGCACACCGUCGCAUACCACAACCGGGUUUGUGCCUGCGGAGCGCAUCUCCUCGUACAGGCCCACGUUUGUGCCUGCGCCGAUGAUACCGCCCUAUGGCGUCUACUUGGACGAGAAGUCUCGAGAGUAUAUGCAGAGCCUAGGACCUCGGGCAGUUGGUCUAGGGAUAUAGUCUAUUGUUAACCGGAAGUGUAGGCGUGAAUGAGACUAGAGGACCCAAUGGAUACCCAUACGGCGCAGACGGAGUGGGCCAAUGAACGCAGUGCAUUCCUUAUUUGUCUCUCCAGGCCGAAGUUGUAUAUAUAUAGUAUCUAGUUAGGUCUGGUGCUUCAAGUACAUGGGGUUUCUCGGGUACACCACUGGUUGGAUCUUUUGUUUGAUCAAACAGUGUAGACCAAUCAUACAACUCGAAGGGAAUGACUUGGUUUUAGGGUUGUAGGACCGAUUUUGUAUUCAGAAAGGGCCUGUCUGCAUUCGGUCUGAAAUUCCGUAACAAGAGGGCUGUGUGGAUGAGUAUUCGACUAACUGUUGCUGGAUAUUUAGGCUGUUUUGCAUUACACGCUGUGUAGCGAAUACCACAGUCGAUUUUUACAAUACAGAACACUUAUGUAUAUAUAUAUAUAUAUAUAUAUAUA
This is a messenger RNA of Sphaeroforma arctica JP610, 2078 nucleotides long. RefSeq lists its product as hypothetical. The transcript has a single exon. The record is from RefSeq and is a predicted model, not a curated record. The annotation marks the transcript as partial. Lineage: Eukaryota; Ichthyosporea; Ichthyophonida.